AUGGCUGCGAUGUUGGUUACUGUGACUCUCCUCCUGUGUGUCCUGGGAGGACAAGCAGUGGACCUACUGAGAGCAACUGUAACAUCAGGAGUUCCUCCCCCCGUUCCCAGAGUGCAUUGCUGGUGCUCGAGCUUUCCAAAUGUGACUCUUUGCUCCUGGCCUGAACCGUCCCACCUCCCACAGACACACUACAUUGCCACCUACAGUGAGAGACACGAGCCGCCAAUCACCAACAAUUGUCAUCUCAUCCCACCCUCUCAUGAUUCAUCAUCAUCCUCAUCCUCUGAACAGCUGUGGCACUGUGAGCUGCCCAACCUGAAGCUUCUCACCGACUACAUCAUCAACGUCACGGCUGUUAAUUCUGGUGGAAGCAGCUCCUACCUCUCAAGUUUUAUGUUGGAGGACAUUGUGAAACCAGAUCCUCCCGUAGACGUCCAGGUUUCCUCUGACAGCACCAGUAACCUGCUGGUGAAGUGGUCUCCUCCGUCCAACUGGACCAACCUGCACAUCUUCCCCCUAAAAUACCAAAUAAUGUACCAGCAGGAGAACAGGGGCACCGUCUCGUCUGUCAAGUUGGGUCCGUUUGAACGCACCGAGGUGGAACUGAAGGGGCUGACACCGGGGAGGGUGUACGGGUUCCAGGUGUGCGCCAAGGAGCUGCUGGAUCUGGGCAAGUGCAGCAACUGGAGUUCACCUGUAAAUAUCACUUUACAGAGGACAAAGCCUUAGACGCUCCCUGUCUCUCACACCCUGCUUUAUUUAUUUCUGACCUCCUAAGUUACCAGUGAUCAUCGUUUGACUGCACGUACAAUUCAAGCAAA
Molecule: messenger RNA, 821 nt
Organism: Paralichthys olivaceus (Japanese flounder)
Lineage: Eukaryota; Metazoa; Chordata; Actinopteri; Pleuronectiformes; Paralichthyidae
Gene: ebi3
Product: Epstein-Barr virus induced 3
Molecular function (GO): protein binding
Source: RefSeq, a predicted model, not a curated record